Messenger RNA from Momordica charantia (bitter melon), 2693 nucleotides. Its product is annotated as Protein kinase superfamily protein. Gene Ontology annotation, biological process: peptidyl-threonine phosphorylation; peptidyl-serine phosphorylation. Lineage: Eukaryota; Viridiplantae; Streptophyta; Magnoliopsida; Cucurbitales; Cucurbitaceae. The record is from RefSeq and is a predicted model, not a curated record. Gene Ontology annotation, molecular function: ATP binding; protein serine/threonine kinase activity.
UAAGACAGCGGCUCCCUUCGCUCGCUUCAGUUUCACAGAACACUGAAAAGGAAAAAAAAGGAAAAAAAAAAACAGAGGAGAGAGAAAGAGAGAGUGGAGGGGAGAGAGAGAGAGAGAGUGGAGAGAGAGAGUUCUCUCCAGCAUGCAAACUUCAAGUCGACCCAAAAAAAUUUCCACUUUUACUCUUACAAAUCUUCUGAAUUACCAUUGUGCGUCGUCUCUCUCACACCCCACCACGAAUUUCUCUCAAAGUUUGAGCUUUGUCGUCCAUGGCCGUAUCAGACGUGGAAGCAGUGCUCGAAUUCCUCAGAAAAAAUGGAUUUUCAGAGGCAGAGUCCGCUCUCAGAAGGGAUGUGGUCGAAAAAUCCGAAUUGGGUUCUUUUGAUUUUGAGAAAUUCUUCUUCCCCAUGGUCCCUCCUCCACCUCCGGUCAGAAUUCCGUCCACUUCCCGGAAAUUGGCCUCUCUUGCCACCGGUGACGGCGACGGCGACCAUCAUUCUAGAUCGAACUCUGUUUCCUCCGACGACGAAUUUGUCAGCUUGAGGUCUUCUACCUCCGACGUUUGCUCUUCUGAAUUCAUCAAUCCGUAUGGUAUUCCAUCAGAUUCUUCUUCAGAUAUUGCCUCCCAGUUCGACACGGCCCGGGAUUACCACGAAUUCGAUUUGCGAAAUGAUCUGCUUUGGUACGAUGAGAAAGAGGAUGUGAAUUUCAUGACACCCUCCUUUGAGGGUCAGGAUUUCUUUGGCUGUCCAAGUGAGGAUAAGUUUAUAAUGACAACUGAGAGAGAUGAGCAAUUUAGUAGCUCGUCAGCUCCAGAGAAGUCGAUUCUCUGUCGUGGAGCUCCCUCGAGCGAUGAAAGUUUGAUCGAGGUCACGGAUCAUCCUUAUCGUGUCGAUAGAUAUAAGCAACUAGAAGGAGGCUUUGAGGGGUUGUCUCAGGGUUGUGGUGCAUAUAGUUGUUCAAUCCCUUUCUGCAAAUGCUGUGAUACCAAUGGAGAGUUCUAUAGCCAGAAGUCUGCAGAUUGUAGUUAUCUGAAUCCAAGUUUUAACGAAUCCGAUUCCAAUGUUUUCCACUUGAAAGUCAUUAAAGACAUCACCGCUAACUGUGAUUUAGCUCCUUGUCGAGAUUAUUCGACUGAAAUACAUUCUACAUCUAACUUCCUUGAAGGGUUUGAAGAUCAGAACGACUCCGAAAAUAAGGUCCUCGAGAAAAGUUCUACACUUAAGGAAACCAAUAGCACUAAAGUCGGAAGUCAUGGGGAAGUAGAGGAUGAAGAACAUGAAUCCAAACCAGUUGCAGACAGAGAUGGCGUUGCUGCCGACGAGCUUCUGAUGUGUAAUAUCAACGAGGAUGAAUUCGAAGUAUUUGAUCUGAGAAUUAUACAUAGAAAGAACAGGACUGGGUUUGAAGAGAGCAAGGAUUUGCCUAUUGUGCUAAAUACAGUCCUUGCAGGCAGAUACUAUGUAACCGAGUACCUCGGAUCGGCCGCUUUUAGUAAGGUCGUUCAAGCACACGAUCUGCAGACGGGAAUAGACGUUUGCCUGAAGAUCAUUAAAAAUGACAAAGAUUUUUUUGACCAGAGCUUAGAUGAAAUCAAACUUCUAAAGCUUGUUAACAAACACGACCCAGCAGAUCAGUGCCACAUUUUGCGGCUUUACGACUACUUUUAUCAUCAGGAACAUCUCUUUAUUGUUUGCGAACUACUUCGAGCAAACUUAUACGAAUUUCAAAAAUUCAAUCAAGAAUCCGGUGGAGACGCUUAUUUUACAUUUCGCAGGUUGCAGAUCAUUACACGCCAAUGUUUGGAGGCAUUGGAGUACUUGCAUCAUUUGGGGAUCAUUCACUGUGAUCUAAAGCCAGAAAACAUUCUUAUUAAGAGUUACAAAAGAUGUGAGAUUAAGGUUAUUGACCUCGGAAGCAGCUGCUUUCAGUCGGAUAACUUGUGCCUAUACGUGCAGUCUCGAUCCUAUAGAGCUCCCGAAGUGAUUCUCGGCCUCCCGUACGAUCCAAAGAUUGAUUUGUGGUCUCUUGGUUGUAUCUUGGCUGAGCUAUGCUCUGGAGAAGUAUUAUUUCCAAAUGACGCAGUUGUUAUGAUCCUUGCCCGUAUGAUCGGAAUGUUUGGUCCCAUUGACAUGGAGAUGCUGCUAAAAGGACAGGAUACACACAAAUACUUCACCAAAGAAUAUGAUCUUUAUUAUAUGAAUGAGGAGACUGAACAAAUGGAAUUCAUCAUCCCUGAAGAGUCCUCCUUGGAGAAUCAUCUGCUGGUUUCCGAUGCCGGGUUCAUUGAUUUUCUUACAAACUUACUCGAAAUUAAUCCCGAAAGACGACUAACUGCAGAGGAAGCCCUGGCACAUCCAUGGCUUUCGCAGUCGUACGAAUAACCAUUCUCAUCAAAUUCUUUGAAGGCAGAUUCAUUACCCACCAAAUAAAUUAAAGAAAGUAAUAAGAAGAAGAGGGAAAAAGAGUUGGCUUCAAGUUUUGCUUUUCAUACAUGUAUAUGCAUGGAGGUUUGUUGAAUUUGUAUAUUUGUGUCUUUUUCGAGUACAGAUGGAGGAAACCCCUUUUUCAAUUUUUUGUUUUUUUUGUACAUUUCUGAAGAAUUUUUGGAACUGAUUUGAUUCAAUGAGUUUGAAACUUGUCAAUUUAGUGAUACAGAAUAGAGCUUUAAUUGGAAAUGAAAUUAUGGUUUA